This is a messenger RNA of Columba livia (rock pigeon), 6020 nucleotides long. RefSeq names its product serine/threonine-protein phosphatase 4 regulatory subunit 1-like. The transcript is spliced from 20 exons. Gene Ontology annotation, molecular function: protein phosphatase regulator activity. The record is from RefSeq and is a predicted model, not a curated record. Gene Ontology annotation, biological process: protein dephosphorylation. Bases 199 to 3054 code for a protein of 951 amino acids. NCBI's taxonomy places the organism in Eukaryota, Metazoa, Chordata, Aves, Columbiformes, Columbidae.
CGCACCCCCCGCGGUUUGUCUUCCCUCUCAGGAGACGACGGAAAAGCCGAGGGGCGAUUCGCAACCCCCGGCAGCGGCUGUUUAUUAAACCGGUGGCGUUCCGGCUACGUAGGGGUUGACCCACGGGCAGGAAGUUCCAGCGGCUCCUCCCUUUGCCCUCCCGCUCCCCUCCUCUUCCUCGCCCAUGUCCAUUCCAAGAUGGCCGGGAUCCCUUUGUAUUUUGUGGAUUUGCAGGAUGACUUAGAUGAUUUUGGGUUUGAAGAUUAUGGACCAGACUGCGAUAGCAUGAGGAUAACGGCAUUCUUGGAUAUUCCUGGACAGGAUAACUUAACUCCACUGGCUCGUCUAGAAAAAUAUGCAUUCAGUGAUAACAUAUUUAACAGGCAAAUUAUUGCCAGAGGUCUUUUGGAUGUCUUUCGAGAUUUCAGUAGUAAUGAAGAAGACUUCCUGACUGUAAUGGAAAUAGUAGUCAGGCUCUCUGAAGAUGCAGAACCAACUGUACGUACAGAGCUGAUGGAACAAAUACCUCCUAUUGCUAUUUUUCUGCAAGAAAGUCGACCAAAAUUCCCAACAGCAUUUUUUGAAUACCUUAUGCCCAUAGUAGUAAGAUACCUCACAGAUGUUAACAAUCAGGUUAGAAAGGCAGGUCAAGAAGCACUGCUUAUUCUGCUAGAACAAGAUCUGGUUUCUCAGAGUGACAUUGAAAAUAAGGUGUGUCCAAUUCUGUUGGACCUCUCUGCUCCUGACAGUGAUGAUGAAUACAAGGUGGAAGCUGUGAAUAUUAUCUGUAAAAUGGCUUCUAUGUUGAGCAGAACAACAGUUGAGCAUAUGCUGCUUCCUCGCUUCUGUGAACUGUGCAGUGAUGGGAAAUUGUUCCAAGUGCGAAAGAUUUGUGCAGCUAAUUUUGGUGACAUUUGUAAUGCAGUUGGGCAAGAAGCCACAGAAAGACUGCUGAUCCCCAAGUUCUUUGAACUCUGUUCUGAUAGUGUUUGGGGAAUGAGAAAAGCGUGUGCUGAAUGCUUUAUGGCAGUGUCUUACACCACAUCUCCAGAAGUUCGCAGAAGCAAACUGUCCCCGCUGUUCAUCAGUCUUAUUAGUGACACCUGCAGAUGGGUUCGUCAGGCUGCUUUUCAGUCUCUUGGCCCAUUUAUUUCUACCUUUGCAAACCCUUCAAGUGCUGGUCUUUACAUUCGGGAAGAUGGGACGCUGAGUAUCCGACCAUCAACGCAAGAUGUGAAUUCCAGUUCUUGUCAGCUGAGCAACAGUAUGACAUCCUCCAGUACAAACACUACAUUGUCCAGUUCAGAACAACCAAUGGAAAUCAAACCAGAACCAGCGACUAAGGAGGCUUCAGCUGAAGUCAAUACAAAGCUCUCAGUUGAGAACAUAAAUGAAGAAAGUUCAGAUUGUUGCACCAGUCCUGGAGAAGAUGUGUCUCAGUUAUCUCAGGGUGACAAAGUUGCUGCUGGUGUCACAGAAGUCACUAAGGACAACGGUUUUCCUGGAACAAACUCAGAGCUACAGUCUGCUGAGGACCUGUUUAAUACUUUUCUGUACUGGCGCCCUCCUCUGCCUGAUAUAAGUCAGGAUCUGGAGUUGCUUCAGUUCAAGACUGAAAAGCACAGAGACAGCUGUUCUGUGCCACGUAAUAACUGUGUUGCUAGUAGUGAAAUAAGAAAAGUUCUAGAAAGCUUACAGGAGCACAUGGAUGAUCCAGAUGUUCAAGCUCAGGUCCAAGUGUUGUCUGCUGCUCUCAGAGCUGCUCAGUUUGAUUCUGUUGGUGACUACGAGACCAAAAAAAUGGAAGAAAGCAGUGGCAAACUUCAGAACAAAACUAUUUCAGGUGAAAUGGCUGUUUCAGACGCUACCUGCAAACAGGUGGAAGAAGACACUCUUUCAUCCUCGCCCUCUCAGGAUCACAUCAGUGACCAGUCUACCACCAGUAUGCUGAAAAGCACAGACUCAGAGGAACAACGUGGAGGAACCACUGUACUUCUAAAGAGCGAGCAAGAAAAUAAUCCGCCAUUUGAAGAUGACAAGUCAAAAUUACAGGAUAUCAUACCUCAGCCUUUAUUAGACCAGUACCUGUCAAUGACCGACCCAGCUCGAGCCCAGACGGUUGAUACUGAAAUAGCCAAACACUGUGCAUAUAGUCUGCCUGGGGUGGCUUUAACGCUGGGCAGGCAGAACUGGCACUGCUUGAAAGACACAUACGAGACACUGGCUUCAGAUGUACAGUGGAAGGUCCGUCGGACACUUGCUUUCUCCAUACAUGAGUUAGCCGUGAUUCUGGGGGAUCAGCUAACGGCUGCUGAUCUGGUGCCAAUUUUCAAUGGAUUCUUGAAAGAUCUGGAUGAAGUGCGUAUUGGCGUCCUUAAACACCUGUAUGACUUUCUGAAGUUACUUCAUGCAGACAAAAGGCGGGAGUAUCUUUACCAACUUCAAGAAUUUGUGGUCACUGAUAACAGCAGGAACUGGAGGUUUCGUUACGAGCUGGCAGAGCAGCUGAUCCUGAUACUGGAACUCUACAGUCCCAAUGAAGUCUAUGACUAUUUACGACAUAUUGCACUAACCCUCUGCUCCGAUAAAGUUUCAGAAGUUCGGUGGAUCUCCUUCAAACUGGUUGUAGCGAUACUACAGAAGUUCUACGCAAACAAUGCAAAUGCACUGGGAUUAAAUUUCAUUAAUGAACUUGUAGUGCGGUUUCGUCACUGCUCCAAGUGGGUUGGAAGACAAGCUUUUGCCUUCAUUUGUCAGGCUGUAGUAGAAGAAGAAUGUAUGCCUGUUGAGCAGUUUGUUGAACACUUACUCCCCAGUCUUUUGAGUCUGGCUUCUGAUCCUGUGCCAAACGUGAGGGUUCUACUCGCCAAGGCCCUGCGGCAGACGCUGCUGGAGAAAGCUUAUUUUAAAAGUGUUGGCAAUCCUCAUCUGGAAGCUGCAGAAGAGACCAUUCUAGCCCUUCAGUCUGACAGAGAUCAAGAUGUGUCCUUCUUUGCCACCAUAAAACUAAAACAGGGUAAUAUGGACAGUACCACCCUUGAAAAACAAAACUAAUGUCUUGUUCUGCAGUAAACGCUGAACAUCAGAAUGGUUACUCACCUUAUGUUCGCGGUUAGCAUGAAUAAUGUAGACAAAUAAGAACGUUUUUCUUACCUACUAGAGCUGGAAAGGGUCUGUGAGAAAAGUUAUGAUGUUCAUUUAUUUGUCUGAUGUGUGUGAGUAAUUACUUAAGGGGUUUUUUUGUAAAUGUGGGAUAAGUAUUGCAUAUAAUACUUACUGUGUUACAAUACAAUACUUAAAGUGUUACACCGUACACAGUAUUCCAGUAUAAUUUGAAUUCACAUUUCAUUUUUUACAAAAAAUUUCCAAUAGUAGAGCAGUCUGCUGUAGCUUAAAAUUGUUUCUAAAUCUUAAAACCUGAUUACAGCAAACUUACACAAAGAUUCUUUUCUUCAUUUUUACUGUCAUUUUUGUAUGGUUUCAAGUAUUGCGUUUUAAGUGAAAAAAGUGUAUAUAUGUGAAUAAUUUUGAAUUUUAACAAAAAAUUAUGAACUUCUGUAUCAGCAGAAAAAAGCUCAAAAGUCAUUUCAUUUUAUAAAGUAGUUACUCUGCUAGAAUUAAGGCAUGGUUCAUUUUUACUUAACAUGAUGUGAUAUUUUUCAAAGCACAGCUCAAUAUUCUUUGUAUACUGUGACGUUUAUUGAUUUGUUAUUUCUGAGCUGUAUCCUUACAGGUGUUACCAUGUCUGGUUUCGUUAUGCUGGCUCUGGUACUGGUAGGUAGAGAGGGAAUUUCCCAAAGUGGCAGUUGCUUAUUCUGCCCCAGCAGAGUUCUCUGCAUGGAAGGUAUUCAGGGAUUCACUUCCUGCAGCGGGUGCUGUACCUGCAGAAGGAUAUUACAGAAUUUUACAGGCUUAAGUUUUCAUUUGUUUGUUUUACACACCUAAUUUAAAAAAACCCAAAAAACAACAUCCUUUAACUGGUCCAAAUCCUGAAGAGCCUGCUAGUUUGUUCCUAAGAAACAAAGGACCUCUAAGUUCUGAAAAACCCCAAAUAACCGAUGUUCAGAGGAAAGGUGGUGAUGCAAUUCUUUGCUCUAUAACUUGUGUUGAUUGUGUGGUAAGGACAGGGACAAACAGCAAAUGAAGGUUACGGAGAUCCUGAAGCUUAAGUAGGACAUCUGUGUAUUUAAGCAGGUGUUUUGGAAGAGAGAAAGAAUAUUCAGAUAGAACAUGGUUCUGUUAGCAAAAUCAGAUAACUUGUGAUCGGUUUGAAGAAUUAUAAAGCUGAUAUUUUUUGGUGGAUCCUGUCUGCUGCUGUGUCCCAGAUCUGCAGAUAAUGUGUGGCCUGGAGGAUAAAUAAUCCUACUUUUUUAGAUUGUGGAUUGGAACUUUGUCCCGUUCAAAGAUUGAUGUUUAAAUACUAAAGAAAUGGUUUUGUGUAAUAACAGUUACUUUCUGUCUGCAAACACAAUACUUUAUCGUAAAUAGACCUGUGUAAAUAUUUCCCCGUAUUUCACUGUUACACUAAUAAGUGGUUCACAUGGGGAAGGUCUUUACAGAAAUUACUUUUUUCAUUCUUGUUUUGUUUCCAAGUUGGCUUGUCUGCACUGCAGCAGGUAGGUUCCUCGGCUGGGUUCUGUAUUUUUGGAGGGCUCAGUUUUGUAUAAGUUUAACUAGUCUUGUAUUAUAAUAUGUACAGUAUUUGUAAUAAAUUGUUUCCUUGUGAAAUCACAAAAUGUGUUUUGGGAGUUGCAGGCAGAAUUCUACCACUGCUGUUAGAGCAGACAGUGUAAGCUCUGUAAACUCUGCAACAUUCUACAUUUCAUUUUUUACGAUUUUUUUAUAAUUUAAUAUUUCUUCAGUACAGACUUUUUAUGAUUGCAUUUCUUAACAAGAAGACCUUUCAAAUUAAUUUUUUCUAGUUCUAAUAUCUUUUUCUAAUGCUGGCAUUAUACUGAUAUUUUCUAACAGUUCAGAUUUUCUAAGGCCUUUUUCACAAGGUUUUACUUUUGUUUUUCUAUUCUCAAUUUAUUAAAUUUCUCAGCACUGAACAAUUUUAAGUGUGUGUAUAUGUAAGUAUGUUUGAAAUGUACUGUAUAUAAAUUAAAUACUUUGAAAUUUAACCCAAUGCAGGUUUGUUUGUCAGAUAAAUAGUUACAUUUACUUGCAAUAAUCCACUGGAAAACACAAGCUUCUGUAUGUUUUAGCAUGUUUGGUUAGUGUUCACUAGAGUUUUUCAAUGGGAUAUGUGUAAGCAGUAAGCCACCAGCUAUAAAAGUUCACUAAAAGUCUAAACAAAGUUACUUGGUUUGAACACUAUUUUGGUACCUCUCUGGCUCCAGAAAUCAUUUCUGUUUUAAAUUAUAUGAUUUCAGUAGAGCGCUUAAACUUUAGUUACAACUCUACAGCUGCAUGCGCUAACGGGUGGGCAUCAUAGUUCAGGGGUGGGUUUUUUUAUAGGCAGUGUGCGGGUCUGUUAAACACAUUUACCCUCUAUAAGGUUUGUCUUUUUAGUUUUAAACUAGGAAUGAUUUCAGCACGACUAAAGACCGUACUUCACGUCUUGUACUAGCCAAAGGUAUGCAAUGAUGAGUAGAGCGGUGCGUUCAGGUACAGUUCUCUGGGUUGUUUAAAUCACGCAAAAAAAAAAAAAGUAUUUUAAAAGCCAGAUGGAACAAAGUUAAGUAGUUGAUCCAAUUUCACAACAGUAGUAAGAAUAUAACUUUUAAACAUAUCUAGCAAAGGAACGUGAACAUAACGUUAGUGGGUGCAAUAUUGCUUGGAUGCUGUAGGAAAUGAUCAAGCGCUUGGAAUCCAGAGCGUGUUAGUCAUGUUGCUCGGGAUUUGGAGCGGCUGGCGUCUGUGUGACCGAUACGUAGCGGCGGUUCUGUCUGUGCACAGAGGCGUUUAGAGCCCAUUUCUGUGGGGACACUCUGGAAGUGUCAUUCCUGUGUCAGAAGAGAGAAUCUAUGUAACUUUGUAUUUAUCUCAAUAAAUCCUGUGACUGUUUUAUAAACCAA